AAUUGGGGUCUGCUCUAAGCUGCAGCAAGAGAAACUGUGUGUGAGGGGGAAGAGCCCUGGAGCUCCCGGGUCUCUAGUUCUUUGCACACGCUCUUGACGAGUCUGCACUGGAGGAACUCUGCCAUCACCAGCUCCCUCUUUGCAGAGGGAGGGGAAAACAUAUUUAUUCAUGCCAGUCUGUUGCAUGCAGGCUUUCUGGCUUCCUACCUUGCAACCAAAUAAUUGCACAAACUCCUUAGCUCCGAUUCCGCCCACAGAGAGUCCUGGAUCAGAGUCUUUUUCUGCUUUGCAUUACAAGAAAGGGACUAACUGCUAGAGACUAUGUCGCUUUCCUGAGCCACCGAGAGAGCACUGCUCGACUGGAAGCAACUACUUCAGGGGACGAAAAGAAAAGAAAAAAAAAAAUCUUUUCUGAGACUUGCUUGGAAAGCGACGAGAAACUUGCAUUGGAAGCCUCAGCAACCAGCAAUCAAGAAAACUCCUCUCCACUUUAGCACGGUCUGAGCCGAGAGACGAGCAAAGUGCGGCGCGGUCGGUGAGAGAGUGUGAGAGAGGGAGAGGGAGAGGGCGGGCGAGACAGCCUCUCCAGCCUGGAAACUACAACUCCAGCGCGACAGGCGGAGUUCUCCGUCCCCGCAUCUCUUCGGGACUUUUCUCCCUUCGCCCACCUCCACCUCCGCUCGGCGUGUGCUCGGCCCCGGGGGCAGCCCGGGAGGACCCGGCGAUCGCGCCCCCGGCCCGCCGCGAGGGUGUGAGCGCGCGUGGGCGCCCGCGGAGCCGGGGCCAUGGUGCAGCAAACCAACAACGCCGAGAACACGGAAGCGCUGCUGGCCGGCGAGAGCUCGGACUCGGGCGCCGGCCUCGAGCUGGGCAUCGCCUCGUCGCCCACGCCCGGUUCCACCGCCUCCACGGGCGGCAAGGCCGACGACCCGAGCUGGUGCAAGACGCCGAGCGGGCACAUCAAGCGACCCAUGAACGCCUUCAUGGUGUGGUCGCAGAUAGAACGGCGCAAGAUCAUGGAGCAAUCGCCCGACAUGCACAACGCCGAGAUCUCCAAGCGGCUGGGCAAACGCUGGAAGCUGCUCAAAGACAGCGACAAGAUCCCCUUCAUUCGGGAGGCGGAGCGGCUGCGCCUCAAGCACAUGGCUGACUACCCCGACUACAAGUACCGGCCCAGGAAGAAGGUCAAGUCCGGCAACGCCAACGCCGGCUCCUCGGCCGCGACCGCCGCCGCCGCCUCCCCGUCCUCCUCCUCCUCCUCCUCCUCCUCCUCCAAGCCGGGAGAGAAGGGAGACAAGGUCGGUGGCGGCGGGGGCGGCAGCGGCGGCGGCGGCAACGGCCACGCGGGGGGAGGAGGCGGCGGCGCGAGCAGCGGCAGCGGCGGCGCCAACUCCAAACCGGCGCAGAAGAAAAGCUGCGGCGGCUCCAAAGCGGCCGGCGGCGCGGGCGGCGGGACCGGCAAACCGCACGCCAAGCUCGUCCUGGCGGCCGGCGGCGGCGGCGGCGGCGGUAGCGGUGGCGGGAAAGCUGCGGCCGCCGCCGCUUCCUUCGCGGCCGAGCAGGCAGGGGCCGCCGCCCUGCUGCCCCUGGGCGCCGCCGCCGCCGCAGCCGCAGCCGCCGACCACCACUCGCUGUACAAGGCGCGGACUCCCAGCGCCUCCUCCGCCUCAGCCUCCUCAGCCUCCUCCAACCUGGCGGCCCCGGCGAAGAGCCUGAGCGACAAGAAAGUGAAGCGCGUCUACCUGUUCGGAGGCCUGGGCGCUUCGGCGUCUCCCGUAGGCGGCGUGGGCGCGGGCGCAGCAGACCCCAGCGACCCCCUGGGCCUGUACGAGGACGGAGGCGCCGGCUGCUCGCCCGACGACGGGCCGAGCCUCAGCGGCCGGAGCAGCGCCUCGUCCUCCCCGGCAGCCGGCCGCUCGCCCGCCGACCACCGCGGCUACGCCAGCCUGCGCGCCGCCUCGCCCGCCCCGUCCAGCGCGCCCUCGCGCGCCUCGUCCUCGUCGGCCUCGUCGUCGUCGUCCGCCUCGUCCUCGGCUUCCUCAUCUUCCGACGACGAGUUCGAGGACGACCUCCUCGACCUGCACCCCAGCUCAAACUUUGAGAGCAUGUCCCUGGGCAGUUUCAGCUCGUCGUCGGCGCUCGACCGGGACCUGGAUUUUAACUUCGAACCGGGCUCCGGUUCUCACUUCGAGUUCCCGGACUACUGUACGCCCGAGGUGAGCGAGAUGAUCUCGGGAGAUUGGCUCGAGUCCAGCAUCUCCAACCUGGUCUUCACCUACUGAGGGGAGAAGGUGUGUGGGGGGGGAGCGACAGGGGAAGCUUGGAAGG
Messenger RNA from Ochotona curzoniae (black-lipped pika), 2328 nucleotides. RefSeq names its product SRY-box transcription factor 4 (gene SOX4). The coding region runs from base 786 to 2282 and encodes 498 amino acids. Gene Ontology annotation, molecular function: RNA polymerase II cis-regulatory region sequence-specific DNA binding; DNA-binding transcription activator activity, RNA polymerase II-specific. Gene Ontology annotation, biological process: cell differentiation; anatomical structure morphogenesis; positive regulation of transcription by RNA polymerase II. NCBI's taxonomy places the organism in Eukaryota, Metazoa, Chordata, Mammalia, Lagomorpha, Ochotonidae. The transcript has a single exon. The record is from RefSeq and is a predicted model, not a curated record.